CAGGUUUUGUUUUCCACUUCGCUACUUCGCUGGCAGCUCUCUUGAUGGUCGUAAAGGAGAGGUAUCAUCAGCUUGCACACUCUGCCUCCGCAAGUGCCCUCGUUUCCUAUCGUUACCCAAUUCGCGGGUAGUAUAUGCAGCCGUAUUCUCACGUUGCCCAGCCAGUCUACUAGUGCUCCCGGUUCCGGAAUUAAUGUCACCGUUCCACGCAUCAUCUACAAUAACUAGCUCUGGGAGCACCACUGUAACUAACGCAUCAAUACCAACCAGUAAUGUUGGGCCAAUACCUACCAAUCCUCCGAUGAACCCCGGGUCCGGAGAAACAACCACUCAGAGCUCUUCCCAAACCUCAGGGAGUUCGGUCACCACUGGUAGUACUUCAUCCUACUCAGUUACAAUUCUUACGAACUUGACUUCCCAAUCCACGUCUCAUCCGCCAGUUUCAUCCACCAAUGAGAAUUCCACAUCUUCUGCUACCAAUAGUUCGCAAUCCAAAAUAAUUCCAAUCAUCGGUGCCACAGUCGGGUCCUUUGUAUUCUUGCUGCUCCUUCUAUGCGCCCUCGUAUACAUCCUCCACAGACGACAGCAGAAGAGGAAAUAUCCUGCCAUAUUUCACCGCGACAUGAUGGUUCGGCAAAAGCGAUCCGAGUCGAAUCUGCCUCUUACUCCGACAGUAAAAGAUUCAGAUGCUUACACGAACUUUGGGGAUGCAGAGAAACAUACAUCGUACGGUUCUAUGGACAAAGAAGACAUUGCGCUGAGUCCCAAGGACUAUUUGGAAUAUUCGCUGCCCGUGCCCACCGCCUGGUUGGGCAACAGAUCCGAGAUCCUAUCUCCUGCUCGCGCACACGCAAACCGUGGUCCACCAGAUGGGGCUACAUGACGUUUUAGAGAGGCGGAAACUCAAGACGGAUUUGAUGCAGGGUGAAGACAUGCAAGAAGAGCUUAAGGCGAGGAUCGCCGACCUUGGAAAUUCUCCUGGGCGCUUGGAUUUAUUGAUAACAUGCCGGUCAAUGUUGAGGUUUAGAGGGUCCUGGUCUCGAUGUACAGACGUCCCUACCUAAUGCUAUGGUUUAUUAUAAGAUGCACAUGCGAAAUAGAUGUAAUCGUUAUCUUCAGACGUAGACAGACAUUACUGUAAAACUUUACAGACGUACCUCAUUCGAUCAUAUUCUUUACUAGUUUUUGAUCUUUCAUCUAUUGUGUAAAACUCGGACACAGUGGGAUUAAUUGAGAUGUUUUUCAAAGGCUGAGCUUGUACUCAGUUCAACGACCGCUCGAUACCGGUGCGCGAUGGACGAGGGCUA
Molecule: messenger RNA, 1307 nt
Organism: Desarmillaria tabescens
Lineage: Eukaryota; Fungi; Basidiomycota; Agaricomycetes; Agaricales; Physalacriaceae
Exons: 6
Coding region: 194-883 (229 amino acids)
Source: RefSeq, a predicted model, not a curated record